Molecule: messenger RNA, 1166 nt
Organism: Solanum pennellii
Lineage: Eukaryota; Viridiplantae; Streptophyta; Magnoliopsida; Solanales; Solanaceae
Product: ras-related protein RABE1c-like
Exons: 9
Coding region: 182-832 (216 amino acids)
Biological process (GO): regulation of exocytosis; protein secretion
Cellular component (GO): plasma membrane
Molecular function (GO): GTP binding; GTPase activity
Source: RefSeq, a predicted model, not a curated record
GGGAGAAUAAGAAAAUAAGGUAAACGAAACUCAAUAACGGACCAGUGCCGUGCUAGUUGAGUGCUGAGAGACUAAAAUUUGAAUUUUGUUUCCCCUUAAACUGUUAGAUCUCCAUUCUAUUUUCAACUUGUUCUCCGAUCCGGGUUUGUAAUUCAUCAUUUUCCUGGAUUGGUGAGACGAAAUGGCUGCUCCACCUGCUAGAGCUCGUGCCGAUUACGAUCACCUCAUCAAAUUACUCUUGAUCGGCGAUAGCGGUGUGGGUAAAAGUUGCCUUCUUUUACGUUUCUCGGAUGGAUCCUUCACCACCAGCUUCAUUACCACUAUUGGCAUUGAUUUCAAGAUAAAGACCGUAGAACUUGACGGCAAGCGAAUCAAACUGCAAAUUUGGGAUACUGCUGGCCAGGAGCGGUUCCGAACAAUUACAACUGCUUACUACCGCGGAGCCAUGGGUAUCUUGCUGGUAUAUGAUGUGACUGAUGAGUCAUCUUUUAACAACAUCAGGAAUUGGAUCCGGAACAUUGAACAACAUGCUUCUGACAAUGUCAACAAAAUACUUGUGGGAAACAAGGCUGAUAUGGAUGAAAGCAAACGGGCUGUUCCUACAUCCAAAGGUCAAGCACUAGCUGAUGAAUAUGGCAUUAAAUUCUUUGAGACUAGUGCCAAAACGAAUAUGAAUGUUCAGGAGGCUUUCUUUUCAAUAGCCCGGGAUAUAAAGCAAAGAAUUGCUGAAUCUGACUCAAAGGCUGAGCCUCAGACCAUCAAGAUUAAUCAACCCGACCAGACAGCAGGAGGUGCUCAAUCUGCCCAAAAAUCAGCUUGCUGUGGUUCUUAAUAGAUUGGUGGGAUAAAAAUAGGAUGAUGGAGAAUACAUUAAACUCUUUAAGUUACCGUUGGAUGGGAGGACAAAUUAAUCUUUGCCAUGACAUACUUUGUGGAAGCUAUAUUAUAUUUCUUGUUUAUUAUUUCUGGCUUACAAGAGAACUGGAAGAGCUGUUUGUCGUCCUUUUUAUCCAGCCUUCUCUGAGUGUUCUUCGACUGGAUAACACUGUUGUUAGAGAAAAGGGGAAACAAGUGAUCGAGAUGGAAAUCAAGUAGACAUUUGACCAUCCGAAAACAAUUAAGUUACUUCUAAAAUGAUAAAAGGUUUAAUAUAUACUGUUCACAUA